Darwinula stevensoni is the source of this 402-nucleotide messenger RNA. NCBI's taxonomy places the organism in Eukaryota, Metazoa, Arthropoda, Ostracoda, Podocopida, Darwinulidae. The record is from the annotation of a GenBank genome assembly.
CACAUUGUGACGCAUCCAAUUUUCUACGCUUGGAUUUGUCGAAAAAUCGCAAGAUAUAUCAAGCAUAUCGUGAUGGAGGUGAAGGAAGGGAAGAUGACAGGAAGGGAAUGGAUAGACGAGAGGAAGAAUUUGGAAAGUUAUUGCAAGGAGGUGGAUCUCGUGUUUGGUCCCCUCUUGAUCAUUCAUUUACUGGUCGACGCAGUUCUCAUCACCGUCUUCUUGUUUCUCAAUGUGAAAGCCGUGCAAGCCUGGGGCUUGUUUUCCAACGAAUCGGGAAUUCACUCAUGCUUCAUCCUAUCCUUCUCCCUUUCGAUGAUCAUCUUUCACAUUUCGGCUGGAUGGGUUCACGAAGAGAACGGCAUAAAACUCCUUGAUGAAAUUAGUUGGAGUGAUUGGGGUUAG